This is a messenger RNA of Tripterygium wilfordii, 3263 nucleotides long. Its product is annotated as transcription factor LHW-like. The transcript is spliced from 10 exons. The record is from RefSeq and is a predicted model, not a curated record. Gene Ontology annotation, biological process: regulation of DNA-templated transcription. Lineage: Eukaryota; Viridiplantae; Streptophyta; Magnoliopsida; Celastrales; Celastraceae. Gene Ontology annotation, molecular function: DNA-binding transcription factor activity; protein dimerization activity. Bases 435 to 2882 code for a protein of 815 amino acids.
UGCCUUCAAGCUCAGAGAGAGAAGACAACAUAUAUACAUACAAAUAUAUACACAAACCCAUCAUCAAGAGAGAGAAAAAGAGAGACAAAACAAAGCUGAAAAAAACCCCAAACUUUCUUUUUGUAUAUUUAGUGUCAGUCAUCCAUAUAUAAAAUGCCUCUCUAUAGCUUUUGUUUCUCUAUCAUAAAACCGACCACUUUCCGCUUCUUUGUGUUCAUAUUUUCCACACCACUUCUGUUCUUCUUAAGAUAGGACUUUGUUUCUCACUUACAAUCGCCAUAAUUUAGUUCUGCUGAUCUCUCUGUGACUUGUGAGGGAGAAAAGACGAUUCAGUAUUGUUCAAAAGAACAGUCAUUUUUGGAACUUCUCGGCAUUUUGGUUUGUUUUUGACCCAAAUCGCUUGAUGGGUUUGUGAAAAACGGGGUGAAGUAGAAAUGGGUUCAGCUUUAAAGGGGAAGCUUAAGAGUCUGUGUUGCAGUGGUGGAUGGUCUUAUGGGGUUUUUUGGCGAUUUGAUCCCCGGAAUCCCAUGUUAUUGACUUUUGAAGAUGCCUACCAUGAGGAGCAAAUGGGGCCAUUGGUAAAUGACAAGCUUUUGCAGGUCCACAUUCUGGGCGAAGGAAUCAUGGGCAAAGUUGCUAAGACCGGGAACCACCAAUGGAUCUUCUCGGAUAAUUGUGGUGAUGAUAUAGAUUUGCUCAGUCUUACUAGAAGCCGAGAUGAAUUUCAGGAUAACUUCGAAUUCCUUCCCCAGUUUUCUUGUGGAAUAAAGACAAUUGCAAUCAUCUCCAUGAAAUCGCAAGGAGUGGUAGAAUUUGGAGCAAGACAAAAGAUUUUGGAAAAUGAGGAGUUUUUAGAUAAAACAAAAAAGUUGUCUGAGGAGACAGUGAACACUGAUGGGUUCAUAUCACUGGAUAACAUACCUGCAUCAAUGAAUGAUGAAGAUUACAAUCUAAAUGAGUGGUUUGAUUCCUUAAUUUCACCUGGGAAUUCCUGUAAUAGGAAUAUGACAACCAUGGAUGGCAGCAACAGUGAAGCACUUGUCCGAAAAGCUAGCCUUUCCACAAGUAUUACGCCUUUGUCUCCUUCUGCAUUGGAUCUGUAUGAUGGAGGCAUGACCCCGCUGUGCAUUGACUCAUCUCUUCUUAUCAAUCAAUUAAUAGCAGCUGAAACAGAAACUCUAUUAUUAUCAUCUGGCAUGCCUUACACUGAGAGCCCAAAUGCCGAAGCCUCUAGCAGUAGUAUGUGGAAUGGUGAACGGUCCAUCUCGACUUCAUUCGAGUCACAGUUACCAUCAGAAUUUUGGGUUGAUACUAUCACAUUUCCUACAACAGUAGAUAGCCUUACAACUUGUGGUAAUAUGGCAGAGAAUAAGCAGGCAUGCUCAACAUUUGGCUUGGUUGACGUAGAAAAACGAAUUGAAGAAGAUUCUAGAAAAUUUAUGGGUAUUCAGCAUUCUGCUCCAUUGGUCCAUGCAACUAAUAGUGAGCUUCAAGAAUGUGCAACUAAUGAAACCAAUUUCAAUUUUUCAAUGGAUAUCUCUGACUUCAGUGUGGUAUCUAAUCUUUCCGAGUGCUUUGUUCCGUCAUUGGAGGACUGCAUAGACGAUGUUACAAUGGAAAUAGCAAAUGAUCUAUCAGAAGCCAUAGGAGUUACUUCAGAUCUGUAUGAUGGGCAGCAGAGGUCUGUAGUUACUAGUGCUGCGGAGUAUGACCUGUAUGAAGGUUUGGGUCUGAAUUUCGAGUCAUCUAGAAAGGUUGGGAAGUGUUGGGAAGAGAUUUUGAUGCCGGCAGUUAGCUGUGAGCGCUCUGCAAUCAGCAACGGUAUGUCAGAAUGUAUCUCGGGGUUGGAUGUUGCUCGCUCAGCUGGCCGCCGAAAAGGAUUGUUCUCGGAGUUAGGACUUGAAGAGCUUUUUGAUUGCAGUAGUAAGUCUAAUUCUUUUACGAAGUCUAAUUUUGAGCAUCAGUUGUCCACCACCAAAAGAAGGAGAAUGGACAGUUUGACAGCAAAUGAUGCAAAGAUGCAGCCUGUUUAUAAUCUGGACAAGACUAAUACUCUAUUGUUUAAGAAAGAGGCUUUUCCUAAAUCACAAGUGGGUUUAUGGAUUGACGACAGCUAUAGCAUUAAUGCAAAAGAUAAUGCCAUAGCAGCAACAGCGAAGAAGCCCGAGGAACCUUCGAAGGCAACCAAGAAAAGAGCCAGACCUGGUGAAAGUACUAGGCCUAGGCCCAAAGACCGUCAGCAGAUCCAAGACCGUCUCAAAGAGUUGAGAGGGAUCAUCCCCAAUAGCGGAAAGUGCAGCAUUGAUUCUCUACUCGAUCUCACCAUCAAGCACAUGCAGUUCUUGCAAAGUAUUACACAAUAUGCUGAUGAACUUAAACAAAUUGAUAAGCAAAAGCAGAUCAGCCAUGGCAAUGGAUUGGUCCGGAAAGACAACAUCAUAGAUAGUAGUAGUUACUGUGGGGAUGCAAUGCGGGCAUUUGACUUCAGCAGUCAAACAAUGGUUUGCCCUAUCAUAGUUAAGGACCUCAACACACGCGGUCAUAUGCUUAUAGAGAUGCUUUGCGAGGACAGGGGAUUCUUUCUUGAGAUUGCAGACAUAAUUAGGGGCUUUGGGUUGAACAUCUUGAAGGGAAUAAUGGAAACUCGAGACGAUAAAAUAUGGGCACACUUCAUUGUCGAGAGAAACAAGGAAGUAACCGGGCAAGUAACCAGGCAGGAGGUCUUUUGGUCACUUCUCCAACUGAUUCAGGACACUGCCACAAGUGGGAUUGAUUCGAUGAUUCAGCCUAGUAAUAUAAUGGAUUCUGUGAUUCCUCCAUUAGAUGGUUAUCAGCAAUCUUCUCUGCCACUUCCUAUCAGCGUGGCAGAUACGCUACAAUGAUAAGCAUCACUAGAAGCUUUAAGAGACACCUUGAACAUUCCUCGUCGAAGGUUUGAGAUGAUUGGCGUCGCUUGAAAUCAAGAGAGGUUUCUCCGUUCCAUUUCAACGGUGCCAGAAAGGAAAUGUGCAUACAGUUGAUAGAUUAGGCAUUAGUUCAGUAGGAAUGACAAUUGAUCAGUUUGCUAAAUGUAUUUCUUGUUUUGGCCCCUCUGAUCUCGGUCCAGUCCAGUCUGCCACAACUUGUUCAUAACCUGAAACUGAUAAAACCAUUUAGUCAUAGCCUAACACUUUUUGCUCUUGGCCUCUUCUUGUUGUUCUCAUAAUCUUACCAUGCAUGGUAAUAAACACCAAAUUAUCAUUUCAUGGAAUUAGUUUUCAUAA